Plenodomus lingam JN3 is the source of this 273-nucleotide messenger RNA. The record is from RefSeq and is a predicted model, not a curated record. Lineage: Eukaryota; Fungi; Ascomycota; Dothideomycetes; Pleosporales; Leptosphaeriaceae.
AUGUCCGACAACGAGAACGGCGACGAGCUCGUCACCAAGCCCUUCAAGUUUGUUACUGCCGGCUUCGAUGCCCGCUUUCCCAACCAGAACCAGACCAAGCACUGCUGGCAGAACUAUGUCGACCAUCACAAGUGCAUUAUCGCCAAAGGCGAGGACUUUGCGCCGUGCCGCCAGUUCAUGCUGGCCUACAAGUCCCUUUGCCCUAGCGGCUGGACAUCGCGAUGGGAUGAUCAGCGCGAGAACGGCAAUUUCCCAGUCAACCUGAACCAGUAG